GCAAUCACCACCUAGACUGUAAUAACUGCAAGGGCUCCACUGAAGGCUGCCUGAGGGGCCAGGGAGUAAGGAUGGAGAAAGGAAUGAAUGUCCUUCAUGAUUUUGGCAUCCAGUCAACGCACUACCUCCAGGUGAAUUACCAGGACUCCCAGGAUUGGUUCAUCUUGGUGUCCGUGAUCGCAGACCUCAGGAAUGCCUUCUAUGUCCUCUUCCCCAUCUGGUUCCAUCUUCGUGAAGCUGUGGGCAUUAAACUCCUCUGGGUAGCUGUGAUUGGAGACUGGCUCAACCUCGUCUUUAAGUGGAUUCUCUUUGGACAGCGUCCUUACUGGUGGGUCAUGGACACCGACUACUACAGCAACAGCUCCGUGCCACUGAUAAAGCAGUUCCCAGUCACUUGUGAGACUGGACCAGGAAGUCCCUCUGGUCAUGCCAUGGGUACAGCAGGUGUAUACUAUGUGAUGGUCACAUCCACCCUCUCUAUGUUUCGGGGAAAGAAAAAGCCAACCUACAGAUUUCGGUGCCUGAACGUCAUUUUGUGGUUGGUAUUCUGGGCAGUGCAGCUGAACGUCUGUUUGUCCCGAAUCUACCUUGCUGCUCAUUUUCCCCAUCAGGUUGUCGCUGGAGUCCUAUCAGGCAUUGUUGUAGCCGAAACCUUCCGCCACAUCCAGAGCAUCUACAAUGCCAGCCUCAAGAAAUAUUUUCUCAUUACCUUCUUCCUGCUCAGCUUUGCCAUUGGAUUUUACCUGCUGCUAAAGGGGUUGGGUGUAGACCUCCUGUGGACACUAGAAAAAGCCAAGAGAUGGUGUGAGCGGCCAGAAUGGGUCCACAUUGACACCACGCCCUUUGCCAGCCUCCUUAAGAAUGUGGGGACCCUCUUUGGCUUGGGGUUGGCUCUCAACUCCAGCAUGUACCGGGAGAGCUGCAAGGGUGUGCUUAGCAAGUGGCUCCCGUUCCGCCUCAGCUGUAUCGUGGUCUCUCUCAUCCUCCUGCACCUCUUUGACUCUUUGAAACCCCCAUCCCAGAUUGAGCUGAUCUUCUACAUCCUGUCCUUCUGCAAGAGUGCCGCGGUGCCCCUGGCCUCUGUCAGCCUCAUCCCUUACUGCCUUGCCCGGGUCCUGGGCCAGCCGGACAAGAAGUCUUUGUAAAGGAUGUGGAGUCUUCGGUAUUCAAAGUCAAUGACUGUGCCAACCAUUGAGGAUGGCUAAGAUCUUCUGCCAGCCCGUUUUGAGGCCAGAGGUGCUAAUCAGCUGAGAAAGCCUUGUCUGUUAAAAGUUGGGUCGUUUUGGAUUUUUCCCUGAAGACUUGCUUGUUCUUCUUUUAGAUGUACAAAAGCAAGACUUCCAGGAAGGGCCAGCUCAUAAUCCCGGGUGGGGGACCCCAACUGAAAUUUUUGUUCCGGUCCCCAUCCUUACCCAGACAAGGGAAAGGAGCAGUGAAUUAGAUAGGGAAAGAAGGAUGAUUAAGGAAGGCUUUUUAGGAUCUUGCAUAUCAUGCAGCUGAUGUUAAACAAUAUCUAAAUGGCUUUGUUCAUAUUUGAAUCUUUAGGUAAGGGACUCAAUAUUGGGGGACCAACUUAAAGUCUAAUUAUAGGUAGUUAGUGAGGAAAUUCUGCUUCUUGCAUUUUUCCAUUAUAUACCUAUGGUCAUUGUAUUGACGAGGCUUUCUGAAUGACCACAGUGACCUAGAUUUGUACUAGGUCAGCACAUUCAGGUAUAGUCAGCUUCUCCUCUAUCACACUAGAUCUUUCUCCUUGUUAGCCCAGCUCUGCUUUCCCUAGAACUUUCCACUAACCCCACAUCCUGCCGGAUUCUCAGAUGCCUAAAGGCAACUCUGGGUAGUGCUUUGUAUGGUUUAGUGAAGUUCCAAGAUCUUGGGCAAAAAGGUGAGGAGAGGGCAGGGAGAGAUAAGGAUUCCUCUCUCCAGAAGGUCACUCCAAUGUUACUUUUGAUUCCUAGAGGGUAAAUAUGACUCCUUUCUCUAUCCCACGCCAACCAAGAGCACAUUCUUUGAGGAAAAGCCAACUCUUCCUUGCCUUUUCUUCAGUCUCAGUUGAUUUGCAGAAUAUGCCUUAAAAAACGUUAAAGUCUAUUUAUUUGAGAGUCCUUGUUUUUGCUACUAAUUAUACAGUUUGCCAUCUAUUACCAUUCACACCAACCAUCCUGGUCAUCACAUCUUUGAAAAGAAAACUAUAUAUGUGCAGUAUUUUAUUAAAACAACAUUUUAUUUAAG
Molecule: messenger RNA, 2229 nt
Organism: Hyaena hyaena (striped hyena)
Lineage: Eukaryota; Metazoa; Chordata; Mammalia; Carnivora; Hyaenidae
Gene: G6PC1
Product: glucose-6-phosphatase catalytic subunit 1
Exons: 5
Coding region: 72-1145 (357 amino acids)
Biological process (GO): glucose 6-phosphate metabolic process; gluconeogenesis
Cellular component (GO): membrane
Molecular function (GO): glucose-6-phosphatase activity
Source: RefSeq, a predicted model, not a curated record